UGUAUUGCUAGUAGGCAAAGAAGUGACCAUGGACAAACAGAUAAGAAGUAGUGGCAGAGACUAAUGGUCGUUGUCUGUUCUUGGACACACUGUUGUAUCCAGCAAUUCUUUCCAGGCCCAGCAAGAGGAAUUAGGAGCCUCGAUUCAUACCAUCCUUGGAUUGUGGCUCAGAUCUAAUCUAGUUAAUUCCUUUGCCAUGUUUGUGGUGGUGAGGCUGUCUGUCAAUUAUUGUUACAAGUAAUUUCAGGAAGCAGCUAUGCUGUGAUUUUUUAUGUGACUCGUGCAGUGAUCAACAAAAACACUUUCCUUUUUGGGUUGAGCAGAAUAUGCUCACACAGGCCUGCAGCAGGGUGGACAAUAUAUUCUUUUAUGUAUUUGUUGCCCUCCCACAGAACUGAAAGUAAGGAGGGAAUGUAUUAGUAUUUCCUGGCAACGGAAGAAAAAGAAGUCUGAGGUAUGGUGCUGUCAGGCUGAAGGGAAGAGCUUGCCCAGCAGUGACACCCAAGGAGAUGAGCUCAUGGGAGGUCAGCUCUGGUGGAUGGUAACCAGGCCAAGCGCUCUCCACCUAGUUGUGCCAAGUGUAUGGUAGGGAUUUUCUGCGUCCUCAGAAUGUUUCUAUAUUUUUAAAUAGUGCUUCAUAACUGCAAACAGAGUGGGCCUCAGGUGUGUCUGAGAGAGCUCCUCUCUGGCAGGCACACAGCUUUAAAGUUAAACGGGCGGGUUUCUAGUUAGGAAUCCAGAAAGAACUACAGCUCCCAGUGGCCCACACGUUGCCUCCCUCUCAUGCCCAGUGGCAGACGGAAGCACAGCAGCAGCAGUGAGAAGGCAGGGCAGUGAGGAAGUGGUUCUGGCCUAGGCCUGACAGGGCCAUGGAGUUCUCCAGGCAGCUCUAUGCAAUCAGCGAGGCACUGGACAGGGCUGAGCUGGCGGCUCUGAAGUUUCUCAGCUUGGAGUACGUUCCUUUGAGGAAGCAGGAAGCCAUCGAGGAGCCCAAGGCCUUCUUCCAGGCGCUGCUGGAGAAAGGCAUGAUCGAGGCAGGGGACCUGGCCUUCCUGCGGGAGCUGCUCUACCGGAUCAGUCGGAUGGACCUCUUGGCUGCCCAGCUGGGCUCCAGCCGAGAGGCGAUGGAGAGGGAGCUUCAGAUCCCAGGCAGGGCACAGGUGUCGCCGUUCAGGUACCUGCUCUUUCAGCUGUCAGAAAACAUCACGAAAGAGGAGAUGAAAUGUUUCAAAUUUCUUUUGGGGAAAGAAUUACCAAAAUGCAAACUAAGCCCUGAAACUACAAUGCUCGACGUCUUCAUUGAGAUGGAGAAGAAGGGGAUUUUGGGAGAAGACAACCUUACUGUCCUGAAGACUCUUUGUGAAAAAAUUGACAAGAGCCUGUUGAAGAAAAUUGAAGAAUAUGAAUUAAACCUAUUUGGUGAAGAAGAGAUGCUUGUAAUAGAAGGACAAAGGAGCAGCACAGGAGUCCCUGAAACCUGUCCCAGAUUGUGGGCAUCAUCUGUGGCACACGAUUCUCCUGGCAGUUGUGAUCAGUCUUCCCAGCUUGAAGCUUACAAAAUGACCAGCCGGCCCCGUGGAGUAUGCCUGAUCCUGAAUAAUCACAAUUUUGCAAAAGCCAGGAAAGCAGUGCCAGAACUCAAAAAGAUGAAAGAUCGGAAUGGGACAGAUGUGGAUGCAGCUGCUCUGAGCAAAGUCUUCAGCACCCUUCAUUUUAAGAUAGAAGAAUAUAAAGACCUCACUGCAGAAGAAAUCCGUAAGAUUGUGAACAUCUACCGGUGCAAAGAUCACAAUGACAAAGACUGUUUUGUUUGCUGUGUUCUCUCUCAUGGAAAAAAAGGCAUUAUAUAUGGCGUUGAUGGACAGGAAGUACCUAUCCAGGAACUGACCACUUCUUUCACUGGGCAGAAUUGCCACUCACUUGCUGGAAAACCAAAAGUCUUCUUUGUUCAGGCAUGCCAAGGUGAUGCUCGCCAGAAAGGUGUAACCAUUGAAACAGAUUCUGGAGAGCAAGAUUCUUCUCUAGAAACAGAUGCACGAUUUCAGCUCGAUUGCAUCCCCUCAGAGGCAGACUUCCUCUUGGGCAUGGCUACCUUGCAAGACUAUGUUUCCUAUAGAAGCUCAAGCCAGGGGAGCUGGUACAUACAGUCACUAUGCCAGCACUUGGAGAACAGCUGUCCUCGAGGAGAAGAUAUUCUCACCAUCCUGACAGCCGUGAAUCAAGAGGUGAGCAGAAAGAUUGACAAGCAGAAUGCAGCGAAGCAGAUGCCACAGCCCAGUUUCACACUGAGGAAAAAGCUCAUCUUUCCUGUCAACUAAAUGAGAGAGAACUGCAGAGCAAGAGCAGCUGCAGCAGCCUUAAACAGCUGGUAUCAGCUAAGAAUUUGGUAAAACAUAACAGACUUUCAGUGUCUACUGGUAGCACAAAUGUAAAUGAUUUUAUUGAUAAUAGACAAGGAGCAAAAGUCUUAAGAACUUAGUAUUAAUUUCUAUGACACUUUAUACCUGAGAGCAUCUCACCUGGUCUUGAAUUUGUAGUUUGGUAGCAUAAAAUACACUCAGGGUCCUUUCAGCUGUACCACACUUGCUGUUCACACUUGCUGUUUCUUUAUUAAGAUAUAUUGCAAAUGCAAGUUUAAGAAGACAACAAUUAUAAAGCCUUGUGUAUUUUAUACUUAUUUUUCUAAAAUAAAAGUGUGGGAGGGGGGGCUGCCCAUUUUACAGGA
Molecule: messenger RNA, 2725 nt
Organism: Oxyura jamaicensis (ruddy duck)
Lineage: Eukaryota; Metazoa; Chordata; Aves; Anseriformes; Anatidae
Gene: CASP8
Product: caspase 8
Exons: 9
Coding region: 870-2318 (482 amino acids)
Biological process (GO): proteolysis; apoptotic process; negative regulation of extrinsic apoptotic signaling pathway via death domain receptors
Molecular function (GO): cysteine-type endopeptidase activity; protein binding
Source: RefSeq, a predicted model, not a curated record